Messenger RNA from Peromyscus eremicus (cactus mouse), 2669 nucleotides. RefSeq names its product leucine rich repeat neuronal 3 (gene Lrrn3). The record is from RefSeq and is a predicted model, not a curated record. The coding region runs from base 106 to 2232 and encodes 708 amino acids. Gene Ontology annotation, molecular function: protein binding. NCBI's taxonomy places the organism in Eukaryota, Metazoa, Chordata, Mammalia, Rodentia, Cricetidae. The transcript has a single exon.
UUUGACAAAUGCAAGGACCUCCCUCAUCUGUCAGCCUGUGCUGAACUUAUUGGCGGUGACUGGAAUCCUUAAGGGCCUAUUAAAUUUCUGGAGACAAAAGCUAAGAUGAAGGACAUGCCACUCCAAAUUCAUGUGCUGCUUGGCCUAGCUAUCACUACUCUAGUACAAGCUGUAGAUAAAAAAGUGGAUUGCCCACAAUUAUGCACAUGUGAAAUCAGGCCUUGGUUUACGCCCAGAUCCAUCUAUAUGGAAGCAUCCACAGUAGACUGCAAUGAUUUAGGGCUUUUAAACUUCCCAGCCAGAUUGCCUGCGGACACACAGAUUCUGCUCCUACAGACUAACAACAUUGCAAGAAUUGAACAUUCCAUAGACUUUCCAGUGAACCUUACUGGCCUGGACUUAUCUCAAAACAAUCUGUCUUCAGUCACAAAUAUUAACAUACAAAAGAUGCCUCAGCUUCUUUCUGUGUACCUAGAGGAAAACAAACUAACUGAGCUGCCUGAAAAAAGUCUCUAUGGGCUGGGCAACUUACAAGAACUCUACAUUAACCACAAUUUGCUUUCUACCAUUUCACCCGGAGCCUUUAUUGGCCUACAUAACCUUCUUCGACUUCAUCUCAAUUCAAACAGACUGCAGAUGAUCAACAGUAAGUGGUUUGAUGCUCUUCCCAAUCUAGAGAUUCUGAUGAUCGGGGACAACCCCAUCAUCAGAAUCAAAGACAUGAACUUCCAGCCACUUCUCAAUCUUCGCAGCCUGGUUAUAGCUGGCAUAAACCUCACGGACAUACCGGAUAAUGCCUUGGUUGGGCUGGAAAACUUGGAAAGCAUCUCUUUUUACGAUAACAGGCUUAUUAAGGUACCCCAAGUUGCUCUUCAAAAAGCUGUAAACCUCAAAUUUUUGGAUCUAAAUAAAAAUCCUAUUAACAGAAUACGAAGGGGUGAUUUUAGCAAUAUGCUACAUUUGAAGGAGCUGGGGAUAAACAACAUGCCUGAACUUGUCUCCAUUGACAGUCUAGCUGUGGAUAACUUGCCAGAUUUAAGAAAAAUAGAAGCUACUAACAACCCCAGAUUGUCUUACAUUCACCCCAAUGCAUUUUUCAGACUCCCCAAGCUCGAAUCCCUCAUGCUGAACAGCAACGCCCUCAGUGCCCUCUACCAUGGUACCGUAGAAUCUUUGCCAAACCUCAAGGAAAUCAGCAUACACAGCAAUCCCAUCCGGUGCGACUGUGUCAUCCGCUGGAUUAACAUGAACAAAACCAACAUUCGAUUUAUGGAACCGGAUUCUCUGUUCUGUGUGGACCCACCUGAAUUCCAAGGCCAGAAUGUUCGGCAAGUGCAUUUCCGGGAUAUGAUGGAAAUUUGUCUCCCUCUUAUAGCUCCCGAGAGCUUUCCUUCUAGCUUGGAUGUAGAGGCUGACAGCUAUGUGUCCCUUCACUGCAGAGCUACUGCAGAACCCCAGCCUGAAAUCUACUGGAUCACACCUUCUGGUAAAAAACUAUUGCCAAAUACUCUGAGAGAGAAGUUCUAUGUUCAUUCUGAAGGCACACUAGACAUAAGUGGCAUAACCCCAAAGGAAGGGGGGUUAUACACUUGUAUAGCAACUAACCUAGUUGGUGCUGACUUGAAGUCUAUUAUGAUCAAAGUGGGAGGUUCUGUUCCUCAGGAUAAUAAUGGUUCACUGAAUAUUAAAAUAAGAGAUAUUCAGGCCAAUUCCAUUCUGUUAUCUUGGAAAGCAAGCUCUAAAAUUCUCAAAUCCAGUGUUAAGUGGACAGCCUUUGUCAAGACUGAAGAUUCUCAUGCUGCCCAAAGUGCUCGAAUACCAUCUGAUGUCAAGGUAUACAAUCUUACUCAUCUGAAACCAUCUACUGAGUAUAGAAUUUGUAUUGAUAUUCCCACCAUCUACCAGAAAAGCAGAAAACAAUGUGUGAAUGUCACCACAAAAAGUUUGGACCGUGAUGGAAAAGAAUAUGGAAAGAGUCACACAGCGUUUAUGGCCUGCCUUGGAGGGCUUUUGGGGAUUAUUGGCAUCAUGUGUCUACUCAGCUGCAUCUCACAAGAAAUGAACUGUAAGGGUGAACAACACAGUUAUCCGAGGAAUUACUUUCACAAACCAACUUUGGCACUGAGUGAGCUUUACCCCCCUCUGAUCAACCUCUGGGAAUCAGGCAAAGAAAAAAGUGCACCCUUGGAAGUAAAAACGACCAUUAUAGGUGUGCCAACAAACAUGUCCUAAAAACAACCAACCAAACCUACUUCAAAGAAAAGCUCAAGACUGCAGUAGUGCUGAAGGAAAAAAAAAGGCACAGAAAAACAAACAACAACAAAAACAGGCAGAGGAAUGUUACUUUCUGGAAGGAAGACUCAGCUUCACCAAUGCUGCUCCCGGCCAAUGAAAACGUGAAAGUUCAGCAUUUUAAUUGACUGGCUUCAAAGGGUACUGUGGCAACCAAAUAAAACAAUUCCAUUUUCUAGAACUUUCAUGUAACUUUUAUGUCAGGACUACAGUUAAUGUGAACAAAAACAUUUCUGUAUUUUUUUUAAGUGUAGAAGAGUAGUUGAACUGAGCAAUACCUCCUCCUGUGUUGUAUUACACGUUAGCCACGAGUUUUUGCAGUGACCAGAUAAACUUGAAUUGACACGUGGUGUAAGGAAAAGGACAAAUUCUAGAGA